Octodon degus (degu) is the source of this 2329-nucleotide messenger RNA. It is a transcript of the gene Slc2a8, whose product is annotated as solute carrier family 2 member 8. The coding region runs from base 69 to 1493 and encodes 474 amino acids. Gene Ontology annotation, biological process: transmembrane transport. Gene Ontology annotation, molecular function: transmembrane transporter activity. The transcript has 10 exons. Gene Ontology annotation, cellular component: membrane. The record is from RefSeq and is a predicted model, not a curated record. NCBI's taxonomy places the organism in Eukaryota, Metazoa, Chordata, Mammalia, Rodentia, Octodontidae.
GGCGGUGGUGGCAGGAGCAGCGGCGACUCCCGGCGUCGUGGCCGGUGGCUUGAGCGUUGGCCGCCGACAUGACGCCAGACGAUCCUGAGGAGACCCCGCUGCUCCUGAGGCCGGGCGUCAGCGCUCCCCGCGGCCGUCUCUUCCUCGCCGCCUUCGCCGCGGCACUGGGCCCCCUCAGCUUCGGCUUCGCGCUCGGCUACAGCUCCCCAGCCAUCCCGAGCCUGCGGCGCUCGGCGCCCCCUACCCUGAACCUCGACGACAACGCCGCCUCCUGGUUCGGGGCCUUCGUGACCCUGGGCGCCGCCCCAGGGAGUGUGCUGGGCAGCUGGCUGGUGGACCGCGCUGGGCGCAAGCUCAGCCUCCUGCUCUGCACCGCUCCCUUCGUCACCGGCUUUGCCCUCAUCACCGCGGCACAGGACGUGUGGAUGCUGCUCGGGGGCCGCCUCCUCACCGGUGUGGCCUGCGGCAUCGCCUCGCUUGUGGCCCCGGUCUAUAUCUCUGAAAUUGCCUAUCCAGCAGUCCGGGGACUGCUCGGGUCCUGUGUGCAGCUGAUGGUCGUCAUAGGUAUCCUCUUGGCCUACCUGGCAGGCUGGGUCCUGGAGUGGCGCUGGCUGGCCGUGCUGGGCUGCGGGCCCCCGACCUCCAUGCUGCUGCUCAUGUGCUGCAUGCCGGAGACGCCGCACUUCCUCCUGACUCAGCACAAGCCCCAGGAGGCCCGGGCUGCCGUGCGCUUCCUGUGGGGCUCAGAUGAGGGCUGGGAAGAGCCCCCCAUCCAGGCUGAGCAGGGCUUCCAGCUGGCCUUGCUGAGGCAGCCAGGCAUCUACAAGCCCUUCAUCAUCGGCGUUUCACUGAUGGCCUUCCAGCAGCUGUCUGGGAUCAACGCUGUCAUGUUCUAUGCAGAAACCAUUUUUGAGGAGGCCAAGUUCAAGGACAGCAGCCUGGCCUCUGUCAUCGUGGGCACCAUCCAGGUGCUGUUCACAGGCAUAGCAGCCACCAUCAUGGACAGAGCAGGGCGGAGGCUGCUCCUGACCUUGUCAGGGGUGGUCAUGGUGUUCAGCACUAGCGCCUUCGGCACCUACUUCAAGCUGACCCAGGGCCGCUCCAGCAACGCCUCCCACGUGGACCUCUUGGCACCCGUCUCCGCGGAGCCUGUGGACACCAGCAUGGCACUGGCCUGGCUAGCUGUGGGCAGCAUGUGCCUGUUCAUCGCUGGCUUUGCCUUGGGCUGGGGGCCCAUCCCCUGGCUGCUCAUGUCCGAGAUCUUCCCUCUGCAUGUCAAGGGCGUGGCGACCGGCGUCUGUGUCCUUACCAACUGGUUCGUGGCCUUUCUGGUGACGAAAGAGUUCAGCAGCCUAAUGGAGGCUCUCAGGCCCCAUGGCACCUUCUGGCUCGCCUCUGCCUUCUGCAUCUGCAGUGUCCUCUUCACUUGGUUCUGUGUCCCCGAAACCAAAGGAAAGACUCUAGAACAAAUCACAGCCCUCUUUGAAGGCUAAUGAUGGCCCUUUCUGUGUGUGAUGCCCCCCAGCCAGACUGGGGCAGGGGACAUGGAGCGGCCUGGGCCUCCGCCUGAGCCUGGAGCCCCUGGCUGUGCCAGCCCAGGGCAUCUGGGCACAGUGCCCCAUGUGCUGGACCUCUAGGCUGACUCUGCCCAUCCUGCCACCCUGGAGACUCAGAACAUGGCUGAGGAGCGCUGCAGUGCUGAGGGCAGCCCGCUGCACAGUCUCCUUCGUGAAGAGGCCAAAGAGGAGCAGGCCAGCGUCCUGGUUUCUGCUGCCUGGUGGAGAAGCUUCUGGAAGCUGAGUGCUGGACACCCACCUGAAGCUCUCACGGCAGGCUCUCCGUGCAGUGGCUGCACUGUUGGGAAGGAACUUGGGGAAUAAAGAUUUCACUUGGAAACCAGGUCACGUAGGCCUCUGAGUGCAGUCUGAGCAGGGCUGUUCCCGCACGCCCACAGAGCGCCCUCCCCUGGGAGCCUCGGAGGCUGUGCAAGCCCGGGUGCUCCGAGGCAGGUCCGGGUCUUUUCUCAAGCUCAGUUUUCUGAAUCUUUAGCCAUUAAGCCUGUUAAUUUUCAAAAAAGAAAAAGUAAAGUCUCCUUGACUUAAUGGAGCCUUGACUUUUACAAAUUACUUUUCUGGAAGCCUGGAACUCAGCUCAGUGGCACAGCGCCUACCUGAGAAGUGUGAGGUCUUGAGUUCAAUUCUUGGUACACCUCCGGAAAAAUUACUUUAGUCACGUCAGUAACAUGUCUGUUAUUGUAGGAAAUUCAGGGGAAAAAAAUUUAAGUAUUUGGUACAGGGUCUCACGAUGCAGCUCAGACUCAGUGAUCCUC